AUGAGCGGUAGCAGAUAUAAUAAAUACCCAGAUCAAUCAACGUCCUCUGUUAAUUCAUCAAGAGGUAGCGCUGCUGGUUCAAGUAGUGCAGGUAAUACCCAUCCAAAUAAGCACAAAUAUGAUAAUAGUAAUGCUUAUAACUCAAGAUUUAAUUCUGGUUAUAAUUCGGGGCGUUACAAUAAUAACUACAACUCAAGAAAUGAAGAAGGCGUAGAUAAUAGUCCCGCACAUGCAAAGACUGCAGGUAAUGGGAUAUACUACAAUAAAAACAAGCCACACUAUCAUAAUUCAAAUAAUUAUUAUACUAACGCUUCCCAUACAUAUUACACGAAUAACAAUUAUAAUAGCGCAAAUAAAUAUUAUAAUCAAAAUAGAAAACAGCAUCAAUAUAACAAUGGGGGUUACUAUUCCAAUUAUAAAUCAUAUAAAUCAACGGCUAAUAAUGAAUACCACGAUCUUGCAAAUAGAGGCAUUACUGGUGAUGAUGUGUACGAAGACCAUCUACAGGAUACCUCAAUAAAUAACAGCAUGGGGGAAUCAGGGUAUCAUGCAAAGGUAGAUACACGAGUACAUACUAAUUCUCCUUCAUACCCUUCAAGAACGUCAACUCCUUAUCAACAAAGACAUCAUACACAAAAUUCAAGCGAACAAACUAACUAUAAUGAUAAUGAAGAUUUAAAAUUGAAUAAAGAAACAUUCACUUCAGACAUAUCUCCAUUUUAUUAUUUAACAAAUUUGAAUGAGGAUAAGAAAAAUGCGGAUGAUAUUAAGAAAGUGUUUAUAGAUAAUGAUAACAUUGAUAAAAGUUUGCAAGCUAUAAAGUAUAAAAUACUAAAGACCGAAUUAGAGUAUGAUUUAUUAAACACACAAGGUGAAAGAGAUGCAUUGAAUGUUCAGCUAACUCAAGAAAAUUUAGAUUCAAUUUUAUUGAUGUAA
Messenger RNA from Tetrapisispora phaffii CBS 4417, 936 nucleotides. It is a transcript of the gene LGE1, whose product is annotated as Lge1p. The coding region runs from base 1 to 936 and encodes 311 amino acids. Lineage: Eukaryota; Fungi; Ascomycota; Saccharomycetes; Saccharomycetales; Saccharomycetaceae. The transcript has a single exon. The record is from RefSeq and is a predicted model, not a curated record.